Effrenium voratum is the source of this 1338-nucleotide messenger RNA. The record is from the annotation of a GenBank genome assembly. NCBI's taxonomy places the organism in Eukaryota, Dinophyceae, Suessiales, Symbiodiniaceae.
AUGGGAAAGCACGGAGGCGGCAAGCCCCCGGGAAGAGCUGCUGGCCUUCCUGGACGGCUACUCCACGGAGUCCAAGGGUCCGCUGCUGGUGGAGCCGAUGUUCACAGGCUUCUCAAACCGGGAGGCCGCGGCGGAGACGGCCCGUGGCAUGCUGGAGAAGUACCUUUACAACGAGCGUCCCUUUGCGGCGUCCAUCCAGAAGAAGCAGCCGUACGCGCCUCGCUGACGGUGAAGGGCUCUGGCCUGGUGACUUUGGACGGCCGCCCCGCACCGAAGGAGGCCACCGCGCCGCUGCGGCCCGGCGCGCUCAUCGGCUUCGGCCUGGAGACCGUGCUCACCCUCCGCUUUUUGCCCGACCCCGCUUCGGCGGCUUCGGCACCGGCGCCGAGCAGCGGCUGUGGCUCGCCGAGCUCCCCGCCGCCCAAGCGCACAGUGCGGCGGGCGGAGGAGGAGGAGGCGAUGCCAGAGUUGGACAGAAUCUCGCCCUCGAGACGUGCUGGCUGGUCAGAAGAUGUCAAGCCAAAGGAGGAGAAAGAGGCCCAGCGCCUCUCACCCAGCGCGGGGCGAGAGGCUCGGGCGCACCGACCUACUGCGGUGGAUGGGGGAGAGGUGCAUUUGCUGACCUUGUCCCCGCCGCCUCGGAAAGUCUCCCGCGACGCCUCCUCCUCGCCCCGGGCGCUUCGGUCACCGAUGAGCGCGCAGGGCUUUGAUGAUAGGCUCGCCUCGAGCUCCAGCUUCCGACUUGAGCUGUCGGGGGACGGAGUGCUUGAGGUGCCUCUCAGCCGGCGGCGGAUCGGGCCGAUGUGCCUGCGCCAGCAGCCGGACUGCACACUGUUCGUGGGGCGGAAGCACCAGCCGGAGCUGCACAAGCAGGCGGUGGCGCCGGAGUGCCUGCGGUUCAUGAGCCGCGACCACUUCAGCAUCGCAUGGGAGGUGGGCUUCAGGAUACGGCCGCUCACCUCCAACCCCAUCUGGCGCCUGCGGCGCGGCGCCGCGCCCAUCGAGCUGCAGCGGCACAGCUCGGAGGAUCUCGUCUCAGGAGAUCGGAUCGCCCUCGGAACCGGCAGCGAUAACUCCCCGGACGCGGCGGUCCAAAGCCUUUGCUGGCUGUUCACUGUCGAAGGCACUGAGCUACAGGCAGAUGAGGGCUGCCGGACACCUCCGUCGCCCGGCGGAGCAGGGCCGCGGGUCUCGGAAGAAUGGGCCAUCCGAGUAGUGAGGAGCGCGAUCGAGCGCCCGGUGAGCCCCGAGAGCCCCGAGAGCCCAGCUCGUGAGCGGCUCCUGUCCGAGGGCGGGCCAAAGGCAAAAUCCAAGAGCCGGUCGGGUUUGGGAGGUUGA